Messenger RNA from Coregonus clupeaformis (lake whitefish), 1902 nucleotides. Its product is annotated as RNA demethylase ALKBH5. Lineage: Eukaryota; Metazoa; Chordata; Actinopteri; Salmoniformes; Salmonidae. Gene Ontology annotation, cellular component: nucleus. Gene Ontology annotation, biological process: mRNA processing; mRNA export from nucleus. The record is from RefSeq and is a predicted model, not a curated record. Gene Ontology annotation, molecular function: oxidative RNA demethylase activity.
CCGAGUCUGUAGUUGUUUCAGCCCGGUCAGAGUUCUGGAAAUGCGUGGUCCUGGUGGCGAUGUUACACGAGUUUGUUUUCUCAGCAUAUUUCUCAUGUAAUAACGGCGUAAAAGCUUCCGCCAAAGUCAUACCUCGUACGUGGACAAACCGUAAGAACAUAUUUACCGAUUUGCAACAUUGCCUAGUCACGAGAAAUGCCCGUUGCGUUUCGUGUCAACGAAUUCGACACCCCGUAUCGGCUAACGGGUUGCUAAUCAACUAGCUAGCUAACGUUAGCCACGCUAACUAUCUAGCCUGUCGGUUCAUGAAGCUAGCAAAGAAUGUUACUGGAAUAAUGCAAAGCUAAACCUAGGUUAAUUCCAUUUUUUAAACUCGUAAAAUAGCAAAAUUACCAUUUGAAUCAUCGACUUUUGUUGACGAACCGUUUUAAGUUAGUGAGUUUGGUUGCUAAGUUGUUAGCCUAGCCAGCCACAUCACAACAUAACCUUUUGACAGCCUGCCAGGAGGUAGCCAACUACCGUGAGGACAGUCACGUCACCGGACCCCGGUCUCGCUUCUACAGACUGACAGUUAUGGAAGUUAAAUAACGGUAAAUAACCAACUCUCCAGUUUAACCGUUUAUUAUAUAAAAAAUGGCAGCCAGCGGUUUCUCCGACCUGAGGGAAAAGCUGAAGUCCAUGACGCCUCACCGGGACAAUUACAAAAACAAAAACAGAGUUACCGACAAGGACGAGAGUUACAAAAACAAAAAAGUUAAAGUUACCGACGGAGGCAGCAGCAACGGGAACGGCCGGAAGCGAAAGCACCGAGAUUCCUCCGAGGAUGAGCUCCCUGUGGAGUCUCGUGAGCAGGAGGCGAAGCGUGUCCAGAGCGGCAUUGUCCAGGUAGAGGUCUUCUCAAAGGAGGACUGUGAUGUCAUUGAGGGGAAGAUAAAUGAGGUGGUCGCUAAUGGAGAAGCGGGGCUUUACCGGGAACACACCGUAGAUCGGGCACCGCUACGGAACAAAUACUUCUUUGGAGAGGGCUAUACAUACGGGGCCCAGCUAGAGAAGAGAGGACCUGGUCAGGAGAGAUUGUAUCCUAAAGGAGAGGUGGACGACAUCCCAGCCUGGGUCCACGACCUCGUCAUCACUAAACUGGUCGCCGGCGGGGUCAUACCUGAAGGUUUUGUGAACUCAGCGGUGAUCAACGACUACCAACCAGGCGGCUGCAUCGUGUCACAUGUCGACCCGCUCCACAUCUUCGCCCGGCCAAUCGUAUCCGUGUCCUUCUUCUCUGACUCCGCCCUCUGCUUCGGCUGCCGCUUCCAGUUUAAACCAAUCAGAGUGUCCGAGCCAGUCCUGGAGCUUCCUGUCAGGAGAGGAAGUGUUACUGUCCUCAGUGGCUAUGCGGCUGAUGACAUCACCCACUGUAUCCGCCCCCAGGACAUCAAGGAGAGACGGGCCGUCAUCAUCCUCAGGAAGACGAGGCCAGACGCCCCCCGUGUUGACCAGAGCCCCUCCCCUAACUCUCCCCCCGAGAGACACGCCCCUCUGAAGGCCAAACGCUCUCACCGCAGAGCUGACCCAGAUGCUGCUCACAGACCGAGGGUUCUGGAGAUGGAUAAGGAGGAGAAUCGUCACUCCUCCUCUUCGUCCCGCCUUCAUCGCCGUAGUAACAGCUCCGAGAACUACUGGAGGCGGAGCCAAGACAGCGAAGGGUCACGCAAGGUCAAGAUGAGACGUCACUGAACACACACACACCUCUGGCGGACAGGAUGGGCUCUGAGAGAGUGUGUGAGGCUUUUGGAACGUCAAGUCUGUAACCGCCCCCCUGCAUGCUAGGAUGGAUGGAACGCGCCACGAGGCUGUCAGCCAAUCAGAGACUGGCCUGAGGACAGUGGGACAGGGGGCGGGUUACAG